AACCGGAGCCGCUGGGCCUGGCGGCUCCCCGGGCUCUCCGCGCACUCUCGACCCCCGGCUGCGCCCUGGCCUUGCCAGGCUCUGUGCCUUCCUCUCGCGCCGCUUACUGGAGGUCGGUGUCAGCGACCUGUGAGAUAGCUUGACCCCCCGCCCCCCAUCCCUGUCAUGCCCUUUAUAGAUCUUGUGUGUGUAUAUGACCAAAAUAGAAGCAAUGUUUUCGUCCAGUGCCCUUUUAGGACGUGAUGACUUUUUCUUUUCUUUCUUCUUUUUUUAACCCAUUAAGUGACAGUUUUAAAAAAUUGAUAGAAAAGACGUACUUUGCCCAUCCCCGGAGACUGUCUUGUUUUCAGAGUUUUGGGGGUGAAUGUCAGCAAACGAGAAGCUCCUGUUUCUGUGCCCUCCUCUCUCCCUGACGUUUUUCAGAGGAGCUUCCCUUCCACCACUUCUCUUGUAUUCAGAGAGCCUUCCUCAAGGCCAUGAUCCUGAACACCUGACCGUUUGACAAGAACAGAGACGUUUUCUGAGUCCCAAAAUGGCAGCUAAAAUGGAGAUUACUUUGAGCCCGCACACUCGGGAUUCUGACAAGCAAGAGAGACACAUCAUAAGCAAGAUAGAAGAGAAACGAGGACCCUCUCAGCAAAAAGAUUGUCCGGAUCCUGAACUCUCCCGCCAGAGCUUUAGGCAGUUUUGUUAUGAAGAGGUGUCUGGGCCCCAAGAAGCACUCUGCCGCCUGCAACAGCUCUGCAGGCGGUGGUUGCAGCCCGAGCUACAUACCAAGGAGCAGAUUCUGGAGCUCCUGGUGAUGGAGCAGUUCCUGAUCAUCCUGCCCCCAGAGAUCCAGUCUCGCGUCAGACUUCGAUGCCCAAUGAGCAGCCAGGAGAUUGUGAGCCUAGUGGAAGAUUUUCACAGAGCAUCCAAAAAACCAAAGCAGUGGGUGGCCGUGUGUAUGCAAGGGCAGAAGGUGCUCUUGGAGAAAACGGGAGCUCAGCUUGCAGAACAGGAACUUCCAGACUUUCAACCAGAAACUCCUAGGAGAGGUCUCCAGGAGAAUUCUCUGGAGGAACCUUCCCAGGAAGGAUCUCAUGACCGGCUGAGUCCCCAUCUUUGGGAGAAGUCCCCGUUCCUCCAGGAACCAGCUCCCAAGUUGACUGGGACAGAGGCCUCCAGAAUGAGAAGUGACAACAAGGAAAAUCCACAAAAGGAAGGGGCCAAAGGAGCAAAAGCAUAUGUAGUGUUACCUGGACAACCUAAAGGGAAUAGUCUGCUGAGCUCUGAAACAAGAGGAAUGACUGUGAGUGAGCCUCGGUUGUCACAGAGGCAGGUCAGUCCCCCAAAUGCUCAGAAGCCAUUUUAUCACUAUCAGAGACAUUGGAGAGAACUGGAAUAUAUCAGUAGCCCCCUCAGAAGCCAUCCACUGAAAGAGUUGAAGAAAAGCAAAGGAGGCAAAAGAAGCCUGAACAGCCAUUUGCAGUGUCUUAGUCACCAGGUAAACCACUCAGUGAAGAAACCUUAUAAAUGCGAUGACUGUGGGAAAAGCUUCACAUGGAAUUCAGAGCUGAAACGGCAUAAGAGAGUGCAUACAGGAGAGAGACCUUAUACUUGUGGAGAGUGUGGAAACUGCUUUGGGAGACAGUCAACCCUGAAACUGCACCAGAGGAUCCACACUGGGGAGAAACCAUACCAGUGCAACCAGUGUGGGAAAAGCUUUCGCCAGAGCUCAAACCUCCACCAGCACCACAGGCUUCAUCAUGGGGACUAAAAAGGAUGCUGUAUACUUUGGAGUCCCAGGGAAGGGCUUCAUGCCUCUCCUUCCCCUUACUUAAGUUUAAACAACAGGGCAUCUGUGUGACUUGCUGUGUGUUUGAGGCCACCCUGAGACUACAUAGUUAAUUCCAGGUCAGCCUGGACCAGAGUGAGACUCUACCUUGAAAACCAAAAAGAACAACAACAACAAAAAAUCUAUUUUGCUAAAUAGGUAACAUUUGCUGGUUCCAGGGGUUAGGAUAUGAAUAUAUAUUAGGAGGGGCAUGAUUGGGUCCACCUACCACACCUGUCUAUCUUGAGUCACAGAAAGUAUCUGAAAAGAGAAGAAGCAUAAACAUACUAAGAACAUUGGCACAGAGUUUUGCAGCUUAGGAGAUUUCACAUAACUAGCCAGUGUGUUUUCUCUCUUCAGGUUAUAGAGCAGUACUUGUUUAAUUUGUUUGGGUGCCUGCUCAAUGAUAGGCCUUGAAUAAAUGAAGCAGUUUCACACUGAGCAUCAUUUUACUACCUUGCCUGCCUCUCCUUUGUGUAAGGCUCACCCCAAGCAGCGAUUCAAGUAAGUCAGAUGGCCUAGAAGAAGGGCCUUAGUUACUGUAUUCAGAUAAAGUGGUUCCCUCAUCCUUCUUCCCUAUGCAUGCUUCAUCGGACUCAGCAUAAGAUACUCACCUGGUUCCCUUGCUUCCCUGUGCAGGACCCUAAAGUAAAAAAAAAAAAAAAAGCACAUGCAGCCCUUGACCAUAGGGCAGCCCAUAGGUUCGGCCAUGUUUUCCAUAUCUGUCCUGGUACUUAACUGGUGUCUGUUGAGGGAUGAAUCCUGCUUUGUAUGUUUGGUCCCUUAGUUUCCCUCAAGGAACUCUAGGAGAAAGGAAGCACUGGUAGAUACUAGGGGGCAGAAGGUCAUAUAUCACAGGUCUCUGAAAAGCUUUUUCCCAUCUUUGCCCAAUCAGAACUUGUAAACCUAUCCCAUAAUUCUACUGCCACUCUCAACAGAAUUAGAGUAAUUCCUGCUAUACAGUGGACCGUUAAAAUUCUCCCCAAUUGUUUCUAAAAUGGACAUGCUACAUUUUAUGGCAUUAUUGAAAUGUUGCACUUAUCAGAACAUUUGUACACUUAAGAUGUACAGUUGGUCGGUCAGUUAUAGAAGUAUAGUGCUUUCAACGUCGAGCAGCUAUCGCUGCAGGCUAAUUUCAGGACACUUUCAAUAUUUCAGAGAAUAUCCUUAAAAUAAGCAGUCACUUGGGCUGCAGAGAUGGCUUAGCAGUUAACCACUUGCCUGUGAAGCCUAAGGAUCCUGGUUCGAGGCUUGAUUCUGCAGGACCCACAUAAACCAGAUGCACAAGGGGGCGCAUGCUUGCAGUGGGUUGAGACACUGAUGUGCCCAUUUUCUCUCUCUGUCACUCUCAAAUCAAUCAAUCAAUCAAUAAAUAAAUAAAUAAAAACAAAAAAAUAUAUUAAAAAUUAGUCACUUUCCAUUCCUGCCCCACCUUGAGUCCCCUUCCUUUGUUCACCGAACAUAGUAUCUCCAGGUCCAUUCAUGUUGACUCACCUUUAUCAGGACUCUCUUUAUUGCCAAAUAAUGCUCCAUUGUAUGAAGGGAUAUUUUUUUCAUCCAUUGAUUGUAUUGUACUUGCACUCUGACUAUUGUGAAUAAUGCUGCUAUGAACAUUAAUAUUCAA
Molecule: messenger RNA, 3440 nt
Organism: Jaculus jaculus (lesser Egyptian jerboa)
Lineage: Eukaryota; Metazoa; Chordata; Mammalia; Rodentia; Dipodidae
Gene: Znf174
Product: zinc finger protein 174
Exons: 3
Coding region: 533-1759 (408 amino acids)
Biological process (GO): regulation of transcription by RNA polymerase II
Molecular function (GO): DNA-binding transcription factor activity, RNA polymerase II-specific; RNA polymerase II cis-regulatory region sequence-specific DNA binding
Source: RefSeq, a predicted model, not a curated record